Messenger RNA from Durusdinium trenchii, 1924 nucleotides. Lineage: Eukaryota; Dinophyceae; Suessiales; Symbiodiniaceae. The record is from the annotation of a GenBank genome assembly.
AAGAACUCAAACAAUUUUUUAGUUUUUUGCAAUGGACUGCCUAGAAGAUGACUGGAUGCGGGCAUGCAUUCCAAUCCCUGUGGGAGUUGUUGGAGUGAUCUCUACUUGUACUUGCAUUUGUGUAGGCUUAAAUGCCCUGGCCUUUCUGAUCUAUGGUUUCAAUCUGUGUUACACUUCGAGACCAUUCUUUCGCAUAUUGAGCUUUGGGUGCAUGGUUCUCGGCCUUCUGCUUUGUCUUCCACAAUUCUGGAUCAGAGCCGAAAAUCCCAGAUACCUGCCUUCCACAAACUUGCCUUUGCACGCGGUUUGGGCAAUUGGUGACACCCUAUCCCACGCUGGACUUAUGAUGCUGGUGUACUGGGAUAUUUGCAUUGAGGCCGUUCGUUUGGUCUAUGCAUUGGAACCCAAAAGGCAGAGAAUUGGCCUGAAGGUGUGCAAGACGGUUGGUACAAUAUCCGUGGGUGCUCAGGUGGUGUUUCUAGUGCCUUUCUGGACCUUGGUCUAUUUGUUGGAGACAAGUAAUGCCCGAGCCGUCCUUUCUGGGACUUUCUACGUUGUGCAAUGCUACUCCUUUUUUGGAUUGGUUCCAGCUGUAGGUUUUGCUGUGCUUUUCAAAGGCUUGCGAAGACUCCGGAGCAAAUUGCCGGGAGACAUUCCACGCCAUUUAUUGCAUCGGUUGCGAUUCACGCAAUUGGCCAUAGGUGUUUUUCUGCUGAUCGGGGUGUUGGAUGCUUUGUUUGCAUUGCUUCCAGCGGCGGAACCGUUUGUCAGGAGUCUUUCAGGCACUUUGUACACUUGUUUUGUCCUGGUUUGCUUCGCAUUAUUCUCUUUGGUGUUGCUGACGCUCGAAGUGAUUCUGUCGUUCCAGGAUGCGACAAAGAAUUCCACUUCGAAAAUUUUCCUUGACCCGCAGAGGUUAGCUACUUUCGUGCGACAUGGUGUUGCUACUCUGGCAGCAGCUGGAAAGCCAUUGACCCACUCAGUUCCUGUUUGGCAUCGUGGCAUAUCGCAAAGUGUCGCAACUGGUUUUCAUGACGUUUGCCUCAUGGAGGGCCAGAGUCAAGAGGAGCCCACAACCUCCGACCUCUGUGUGGAGCUGAUCAGACCAAUGACUUUGCCCGCGCAUUGCUCUGUUUGGGAGGGCCUGGCCGUUGGAUUGACAUCGCAAUCUUCUUCUUCAAAGCAAAAGAUGAGUUGUGAUCAUGUCGGAGAACCAACUGUCAUGGUCAGUCAUUCGUGGUCGAGCCCGUACAUCCACCUCACGGCUAUUUUAAAGCGCUAUGAUGAAAAUACCAACACAAACAAUUUUUUCUGGUUGGAUAUCUUCAGCAUGAAUCAGCACGACUUUGCUGACUUGUCUGGAGUGCAGGCCUCCGAUCCAAUGGAUGGCAGUAUAGCAAACAUGUAUGACACCAUGCUGCAGGCUCUGACUCAAGCAAUCAAAGUUCCAAAUUGCAUGCUGCUGGCCCUAAUCCCACAUGAGCGGCCAGCCCUUCUGACACGAGCUUGGUGCCUCUAUGAGAUUUAUAUCGCAUGGAAAGUGGGAGCAGAAGUUGCGUGCGGAUUCGUGCCGGAAGCAGAGCAGUCUGUAAAGAAGAGUCUAUUGAAGGAUGACAUGCUGAUUAAUCAAAUCAUUGACUCGGUCGAUGCAAAGGAGUCUCGAGCCACAAAAAACAGUGAUCGCGAAAUGAUCUUAGAUUUGAUUGCUGAGGCCGGUGUAGAUAGGUUUAACUCUUUUGUUCGUCAGAAGCUAGAAGCUUCUUUGCGGCUUGUGGCCGUGACCACACUGCUAAAUGUCAGCACCACAAACGUGGAAGUGGUCCCGGAACUUCCAAGUCGUGAAGCUUCAAUAGCAACCCGAAGUCAAUAUAUCCACGAAAACUUUGAUUUUCACUCCGAGGGAACCUCCUUUUCGAUCUGAGAC